UUACGCUCAUUCGUUUUAUUGUUAAGGCUGUGUUUGGUUUUUGAGUGAUAAAAACGCGUACCGGUUACAUUUAUUAUAGUUAAAAAGUGAAAAUAAUUAUACAAAUAAUAAAUUUUAAUAAAAAACAAAGUAUAAAAAAUUUAUUUUGUGAUAUAUUAAAUUAUAAAAUGUUUAAAUCAACAAAAAAAACUAAGGAUCCAACAAAAAGUAGUAAUACAAAAAAUUUAAAGGUAAGUGAAAAUAAUAUUAUGACAGAAAGAGAUAGCGUAGAACAAAAACAACUGUUUAGCUCUAAAGUUGCAAAUGAACAGCCUACCAACUUAAGUGGAAAAGGUCGUAGUUCAACGCCGCAAACUUCAAAGAAAACUUUAGUAAAAUCAAUAGCUUCGAAGCAAGAAUCUGAAACUAAAUCGUCGUCAAUUGAAAGAUUGUCAAGUUCUUCAUCUACGACAACAACUGCUGUUUCAGGUAAAACAAUAAAGACUACCACUACCGUCGAUAAAGACGGAAAUAUUCGUACUCAUGUUGAAACAGUGGAAGAUUUACCUAAAAAAACAACUAAUACAACUGGUGAUAAAUUAAGCACCAUAAAUCUAUCAACUCAAUCUUCUGGAGGGCAAGUUAAUUUAUUCGGUUCUUCUAUGAAUAAUACAGACGUAUCUCAAAAAGUUUUCAGCGAAACUCGGCACAAUUCAUCAAUUAUUGGCGAUGAAACAAGUAGUACAUUAAGCUUGAAUAGCUUAAAACUUCCAAAUACUGCAAAAGAUAUCACACAAAAUGAUGAUUUUUACUCUGUUAAAUUAGUAAAUGGAAAGAUCAUAAAAUCAUUGAAUACUAAAAAUGAUAUAUCAGAUGGUUUACUUUUAAACAAAAAAAGUAAUAAAGAAACACAUAUUAAGGAAUCUGAGAAAUCUACUUCAAAAAUAAUAAAUGAACCUUUGGUUCAGCAAAAACGUAUAUCUCAAUUAGAAGAAAGUGAAGUUCAAAUAAAAUCUGAUGAUAUAAAAUCAAACACUGAAAACAGUAAAAUAAAAUCACAUGAUAAGUUAUUUACCAAUAAUAAUAUAACUAUUUCUUCAGACAAUUCACAACCUAACCAAUCUAAUAAAAAUCUGUCUACAUUAAAAUCAGUUUCAAAUAAAAUGGACAAUAAUAGUUUAAAUGUAUCAAAUUUUGUAGCUAGUGCACAAUCAUCGUAUACAAGUUCAAAGAAAGAAACCCAAAAAUCAGAUUUCUUGACAUUAAGAAAUUCAAAAACACUUUCAAUGAAAAAUGAACAGUCUUUACCAAAAAUACAAACAACUUCCUCUAGUUCUACUGAAGUUGAACAAAUAGAUACAGAUAGAUUAUCUGUUCGUAUGAUUGGAGGUAAAUUAAUAAAAGAAUUUAAAGAACCAGCAAGUGUCACAAAAACAAAAUCAAAUUUUAACAAUAAAUCGUUAUCCAGUGACUUUAAUACAUUUACAACGAAUGAACAGUCAUCAUUUUCAAAUGUUGAAGAAACCAGUGAAUCUAGUUCAAUAUCCUCAAAAGUCUCACAAAAUAUUAAAAAUGCUAAAUUUGACAAAAAUGAUAAAUCUAAAACAAAAUCAAAAGUAAUUACAGAAAAUACUUCUUUAACUACUAACGAUAACACUAAGGUAGGAGGAUUAAAUAUUCGUAUGGUUGGUGAUAAAUUAAUAGAAGAUUUUAAAGAUAUAAAACCAAGUUCGAAUAAAAAAUCGCUGCCAAAUAAUUUUAGUACAACUUUAAAAACCAGUGAACAGUCAUCAAUUUCUAAUACUAUUAAAGGAACCAAUGAAUUAAGUUCAAUGUCAUCAAAAACUUCGCAAUAUAUAAAUAAUUCUAAUUUUGACAAAAAAGAUAAGUUCUUAUGUAAUAAAGAGUCAAAAGAAAAUACAGAAAAUAUAUUUUCAGCUAAAAGUACUGAGAAAGAAGGAUUAACUGUACGUAUGGUUGGCGGUAAAUUAAUAAAAUCAUUUAAAGAGCCAACAAACCAGAAAAUAGUUAAAUCAAAUACUAACAUAGAUACAACGAUUUUGUCUAAUAACAUUAACACUAUAGUAACCAAUGAAAAAUCGUAUUUUUCAAGUUCAAAAGAAGAAAAUGAAAUGUCAAACUCAAUUACAUCUAAAAUUUCAAACUCCAUGGAUAAAAUACCUUUCGAUAAGAAGAAAGAGCCAAAAACACAAACAAAAAAUUUAUUACUAAAUUCUACAAUUUCUUUAGUAAACUUGGAUGAUGAAAAUCUAUCUGUUGAAAAUACAUUUUCAACCACAAACGAAAGUACUGAGAAAGAAACGGUACGCAUGGUUGGUGGUGAGUUAAUGAAAUCAUUUAAAGAACCAUCAAACAGAGUAAGAACAACAUAUAAUGUAAGUGACUCGGCUCAUUCUUUAAAUGACACAUCAUUAUAUUCAACGUCAAGUACUUUACAUGCUCAGUCUACUAAAAUCGCUGAUAUCCAAAUUUCAAGUGCAUCAAAAGAUACUUUAAUAAAAGACGAUCAGCCGAAUGCAUCAAACGAAAAAGAUUUUAAAAAUCAAAGUAGACCUCAAGUAAAACCACGAAAGAUAAAUAAAGAGCCCGCUGAUUUUUCAAAUGAUAUUACUGAUAAUAUUGUCCAUAGUCAAAUUUAUGAUGCAUCCCAAAAUACUUUUGUACAAUCACAUACAUUUUCUGAUGAAUCUGUUGUUCAAGGCUUUCACUUCACUUCGAAAAGUAGUGAAUUUUUUUCCGAUUCACCAACAAUAAAUCACAAUUUAAUUGAUACGACAGUUGUUCAAGAUGUUACUAAUAUAGUAUCAGAUACAAAUAUAGCCGAAGUAUUGGAUAGUAGAGUUGUUUUAGAAAAUGUAUUAAAAAAGUCAACAAUAAGUAAGUUAGAACAAAAUCUUGAAAAUCGAUCUACUUCGGAAUACACUGCACGAGAGAAUAAAUCUAAUACAGGCUCAAAGAAAAAACAAAAAGAAACUACAACUGUAACAAAGGAGCAAUGCAUUUGUGAGAUUUGUACUUGUGGCCGUCACCGCUGUUCACAUACUCCGGGAACAGAUGGACCUCUGUUAAGUUUGGAAUCAUCAACUAUACCAAAAUUAUCCACUACUAAAGAAGAAUACCAACCAAUCCCUUUAGAUCUUAUUGAUAGGCCCACAUUACAUAGACUUAAUACAGAGUUAACAUUAAAUGAAGGGAUAAUUGAAAAUAAAACAGCUUAUCGUACAGAAUUUGACAAAAAACACGCUGAACGUCAGUUAAGGUAUAAAUUAAUAGAUCAAAUACACCUUGAAGGCGACUAUUUGCCAAAAAAGCAUCAAGAUUUUCCAGGAGUUCCUGGCGACCGAUUCUUACCUUAUAAACCACAGGAUAACUUAAAACCCGAAGGAGAGUUUGAAAGACCCAUACGACCUAAAGUCGAAACAGUUGAACGUCCCAAACUAAUAAAACCAAACGAUAAUUUGAAACCAGAAGGUGACUUUAAUCGACCAAUACCAACUAAAGUUCAGUCAGCAGAUCGACCAUUGCCUAUCAAACCGAAAGAUAAUUUACGUCCUGAGGGACAGUUCGAUAGGCCAUUAAAACCUCAAUAUGGCCCCGGUGAACGCGCGCCUAUAGUUAAACAUCCAGAUAACUUAAAACCUGAAGGGGAAUUUGAAAAACCAAGUCCAAGUAUUUAUGCUCCUGGAGAUAGAGCUCCAAUUAAAAAACAUUCAGAUAAUUUAAAGCCUGAAGGGGUAUUCUAUGGUGAAAGAGCAAUAACAAUAGUUGCAAAAGGAGAAAGAGCAGAAAUACGACGCCAUGAAGAUCAACUAGUAAUUGGUGGAGAGUUCACAGAUCUUACAACACAAAAAGUUGAAUUUACCGGAGAAGCAAGCGAAAGACCACGUAUGAUUCGUAGAAAUACCUGGACAAAAUUAGAAGGAGAAAUUUUGAUGUCUCCUAAAAACAAAGAAGAGUAUCCGAAGCAACCAAUCAUUAAAAUAGAAAAAGGUAAAAAAAAAAAUGAUACAUUAAAUAUUACUAGUGGUGAAUUUUAUACAAAUACAUCAUCUCAAGAAGCGUACCAAAGACAUAAUAUAACAAAAACAAAUAUUAUAAAAAAAUGCAGUGAUAAUUUAGUUUGCGAAGGUCAAAUGAAUUUUGAAACUUCAAUUUCUUCUGAAUUCACACCAAAAUCCACUAACAUAGAAAAACCUGUUAGAAGGCGCACAUGGACAAAACAAGACGGUGAAAUAUUUUUUCAAACAACCACUUCAGAAAUAUUCAAAAAGCACAACAAAUAUGAUAUACGCCAAGAAAUAAUAAAACACACAGAUAACUUGAAAAUGGAAGGAAUGAUGAAUAAUACAACACACUCAAAAGAACAAUAUAAAAAUGUAAAAGCCGAAAUACCUAAUCGAAUAAAGCCUAAAGACAAUUUAAGAUCUGAAGGUGAUUUUGAAAGGCCAACAAAAGAACAAUAUAGAUCAGCAGAAAGACCAAAACAAAUAAAACCAAGGAACAACCUUAAACUCGAAGGUGACUUCCAAAAGCCUCAGACUAAAAUAGCUCCAAAAACAGACAAGAGAAAACUAAUAAAACCAAAAGAUACUUUAAAACCAGAAGGCGAUUUCCAACGACCACAACCAGAAGAAUUCCAGCCUGCAGAAAGACCAAAACAAGUGAAACCACAAGAUAACUUAUAUCCUGAAGGUAAAUUCGAAAGACCUGAAUUGCCUGAAUAUUCACCUGCAGAAAGACCAAAACAAAUAAAACCGUUUGACAACUUGAAACCCGAAGGCGAAUUUGAACGUCCUGUUUAUGAAAAAUUCAAACCUAGUGAACGCCCAACACCAUUCAAACCUACAGAUAAUUUGAAACCAGAAGGCGAAUUCCCACAACGUAUUAAAGAGACAGUUGGUCCCGGUGAUCGUGCACCAGUGGUGAAACCAAAGGAUAAUUUGUUCCCAGAAGGAGAUUUCCAACGACCACAACCCGAAGAAUUCCAGCCUGCAGAAAGACCAAAACAAGUGAAACCACAAGAUAACUUAUAUCCUGAAGGUAAAUUCGAAAGACCUGAAUUGCCUGAAUAUUCACCUGCAGAAAGACCAAAACAAAUAAAACCGUUUGACAACUUGAAACCCGAAGGCGAAUUUGAACGUCCUGUUUAUGAAAAAUUCAAACCUAGUGAACGCCCAACACCAUUCAAACCUACAGAUAAUUUGAAACCAGAAGGCGAAUUCCCACAACGUAUUAAAGAGACAGUUGGUCCCGGUGAUCGUGCACCAGUGGUGAAACCAAAGGAUAAUUUGUUCCCAGAAGGAGAUUUCCAACGACCACAACCCGAAGAAUUCCAGCCUGCAGAAAGACCAAAACAAGUGAAACCACAAGAUAACUUAUAUCCUGAAGGUAAAUUCGAAAGACCUGAAUUGCCUGAAUAUUCACCUGCAGAAAGACCAAAACAAAUAAAACCGUUUGACAACUUGAAACCCGAAGGCGAAUUUGAACGUCCUGUUUAUGAAAAAUUCAAACCUAGUGAACGCCCAACACCAUUCAAACCUACAGAUAAUUUGAAACCAGAAGGCGAAUUCCCACAACGUAUUAAAGAGACAGUUGGUCCCGGUGAUCGUGCACCAGUGGUGAAACCAAAGGAUAAUUUGUUCCCAGAAGGAGAUUUCCAACGACCACAACCCGAAGAAUUCCAGCCUGCAGAAAGACCAAAACAAGUGAAACCACAAGAUAACUUAUAUCCUGAAGGUAAAUUCGAAAGACCUGAAUUGCCUGAAUAUUCACCUGCAGAAAGACCAAAACAAAUAAAACCGUUUGACAACUUGAAACCCGAAGGCGAAUUUGAACGUCCUGUUUAUGAAAAAUUCAAACCUAGUGAACGCCCAACACCAUUCAAACCUACAGAUAAUUUGAAACCAGAAGGCGAAUUCCCACAACGUAUUAAAGAGACAGUUGGUCCCGGUGAUCGUGCACCAGUGGUGAAACCAAAGGAUAAUUUGUUCCCAGAAGGAGAUUUCCAACGACCACAACCCGAAGAAUUCCAGCCUGCAGAAAGACCAAAACAAGUGAAACCACAAGAUAACUUAUAUCCUGAAGGUAAAUUCGAAAGACCUGAAUUGCCUGAAUAUUCACCUGCAGAAAGACCAAAACAAAUAAAACCGUUUGACAACUUGAAACCCGAAGGCGAAUUUGAACGUCCUGUUUAUGAAAAAUUCAAACCUAGUGAACGCCCAACACCAUUCAAACCUACAGAUAAUUUGAAACCAGAAGGCGAAUUCCCACAACGUAUUAAAGAGACAGUUGGUCCCGGUGAUCGUGCACCAGUGGUGAAACCAAAGGAUAAUUUGUUCCCAGAAGGAGAUUUCCAACGACCACAACCCGAAGAAUUCCAGCCUGCAGAAAGACCAAAACAAGUGAAACCACAAGAUAACUUAUAUCCUGAAGGUAAAUUCGAAAGACCUGAAUUGCCUGAAUAUUCACCUGCAGAAAGACCAAAACAAAUAAAACCGUUUGACAACUUGAAACCCGAAGGCGAAUUUGAACGUCCUGUUUAUGAAAAAUUCAAACCAAGUGAACGCCCAACACCAUUCAAACCUACAGAUAAUUUGAAACCAGAAGGCGAAUUCCCACAACGUAUUAAAGAGACAGUUGGUCCCGGUGAUCGUGCACCAGUGGUGAAACCAAAGGAUAAUUUGUUCCCAGAAGGAGAUUUCCAACGACCACAACCCGAAGAAUUCCAGCCUGCAGAAAGACCAAAACAAGUGAAACCACAAGAUAACUUAUAUCCUGAAGGUAAAUUCGAAAGACCUGAAUUGCCUGAAUAUUCACCUGCAGAAAGACCAAAACAAAUAAAACCGUUUGACAACUUGAAACCCGAAGGCGAAUUUGAACGUCCUGUUUAUGAAAAAUUCAAACCUAGUGAACGCCCAACACCAUUCAAACCUACAGAUAAUUUGAAACCAGAAGGCGAAUUCCCACAACGUAUUAAAGAGACAGUUGGUCCCGGUGAUCGUGCACCAGUGGUGAAACCAAAAGAUAAUUUAGAUAUAGUUGGAGAACAUUAUAUGUGUCGGAAGGAUGAUUACGAUUUUAAAAGAGUUGAACAUCAAAAAAUAAUUCGUAGAUCUGACAAUUUAAGUUUAGAUGGAGAGUUAAUUGAUAUGAAUAGACGUAUGGAUUAUUCUUUUAAGCACGGUGAGCGAAGAAAUUUAGUUCAUCAUAGUGAUAACCUAAAAAUUGAAGGUAAAUUUGUUGAUAUGAAUUAUAAAAAUGAUUUUGUUCAACAUAAUAUUAAACAAGAAGUAAACGUUAUAAAACAUCAUGAUAACCUUAAACUUGAAGGAAAAUUCGCUAAAAGAUUCGUUCAAGAAGUAGUAUCCGGAGAAAGAGCUCCAGUAGUAAAACCAAAGGACAAUUUAAAACCAGAGGGUGAUUUUGAACGACCUUCACGUAAUGGAUACAGUCCAGCUGAACGUCCGAAGCAAGUAAGACAUCCAGAUAAUUUAAAACCAGAGGGCGAUUUUGCAAAAAGAGUACCCGAAAAAGUUGGUCCUGGUGAAAGAGCUCCAGUAGUCAAACCAAAGGAUAAUUUAAAACCAGAGGGUGAUUUUGAACGACCUUCACGUAAUGGAUACAGUCCAGCUGAACGUCCGAAGCAAGUAAGACAUCCAGAUAAUUUAAAACCAGAGGGCGAUUUUGCAAAAAGAGUACCCGAAAAAGUUGGUCCUGGUGAAAGAGCUCCAAUAGUCAAACCAAAGGAUAAUUUAAAACCAGAGGGUGAUUUUGAACGACCUUCACGUAAUGGAUACAGUCCAGCUGAGCGUCCGAAGCAAGUAAGACAUCCAGAUAAUUUAAAACCAGAGGGCGAUUUUGCAAAAAGAGUACCCGAAAAAGUUGGUCCUGGUGAAAGAGCUCCAAUAGUCAAACCAAAGGAUAAUUUAAAACCAGAGGGUGAUUUUGAACGACCUUCACGUAAUGGAUACAGUCCAGCUGAGCGUCCGAAGCAAGUAAGACAUCCAGAUAAUUUAAAACCAGAGGGCGAUUUUGCAAAAAGAGUACCCGAAAAAGUUGGUCCUGGUGAAAGAGCUCCAAUAGUCAAACCAAAGGAUAAUUUAAAACCAGAGGGUGAUUUUGAACGACCUUCACGUAAUGGAUACAGUCCAGCUGAGCGUCCGAAGCAAGUGAGACAUCUAGAUAAUCUAAAACUAGAAGGAGAAUUUGAAAGACGUGUUGUACAAAAUGUAAAAUGUGUUGAACGUCCUCAUGUAAUUAAACCACUAGAUAAUUUACGCAUGGAAGGUGAUUUUGUAAAAAGAGAGAACAUGUAUUCUACAAGAAAGUUAGAACAAGCAAUUAUUAGAAAACAUGUUGAUAAUUUAAAACUUGAAGGAAAUAUGCAUUAUGAACAUAAAAACAUUCAUGCAGAAAGUAAAAUAAAUCAAAUUCAGCUUUCUAAUUCUCAACAAAAUAUUCAUUCUUCUAGAAUUGAGGCAGCUGCAAACACCCUUGUUAAUAAUCAACAAAUAAUUAAUAGUAGUUUGCAUGGUCGCUCUCAAAUUUUAUCUGACUUAAAAAAUGACAGUAAUACAUCACAUAAUCGUUUAGUUAAACAAGAUCAUACGAAAUUUGGAGUUGAUAAUCUGGAAUUUAAACAAUCAUCUGAUAUGUCUUUUAGAAAAAGUUUAAAAUCUGAUGAGCACAAUGAAAAAGUCGAAAGGAAAAAGUGGGAGACAACACAAAAAAGAGAUUAUUUAAGAAGUUCAGUGAAUAAUUUAGAUUUAUCAGGGAAAAUAACAUCAUCUAAACAAUAUACACAUAAAAUAGGUGAUAACAGAUAUGCUGAGGACACAACAAAUCAUCAUUUUUAUCAUAGUCACCAUCAAGCCACACAAAGCCAUACUCAAAAAUCUACAAGAUUAAUAAAUGAGCAAGCUUCAUCAUCAAAGAAUGAAAGUGACGCAACGACUCAAAUACGAAAUAAUGAUUUAGAAAAAAGUAAAUAUACACUGAAAAAAAAUACUGAACAAAGUAAUAAACAAUCUAGGUUAUAUGAUAUAAGUAGUACUCAAAAUUCAGCUUUGUCAACUCAACAAAAUUCAAGUUCUUCAUUAGAUAAUAUCAGUCAACAAAGUCAGGUUGAAUCAAAUUUGAAUGCUUCAGUUUCUCAAAUAUCAAAUAACAAAAGUCCAAUUCGUCGCCCUGAAAGUUUUGUAAUUGAUUUAAAAUCAGAUUUGAGAUCUGAUUUAAAAUCACAGAAUGACCGUUUCAUGUCUAUAUCACGUAUAUCAAAAGAAUCAACUCAAGAUCAAAUAAAUAGACAAAUAUUUAAGUCUGAGUCAAAUGAUGAAAAUAAAAAUAAAGGAACUAAAACAUAUGAAUAUAACACAAAUGAUUAUCAGUUAUCAACUGCCGAUGGUUUGCUCAACAAAAAUUAUCUAAACCAUAGCCACACUGAUUCUAGAGAGAGUAUGUAUGAUUCAAAUAUAUCUCAUAAGAAAUCGAGCCAUACUUCAAAACAAACGAAUGAAAUUAAAAAUUACUCGACAGCAACUUAUAGAAAGUCCCUUCACAGUACUACUUCUAAUGUACUCAAUCUUGAUACUGUUGUAAUGGAUAGAAAAAACUAUAGUGAUGAAUCUCAUCACCGAAAAUCAGUUAUAAGCUCAAAUACUGAUUUAAGUAAUUCUGUUUUACAUCGUAAAGGUGAUGUUACCAUUAUUGAAGCACCGCAUACUACCUCAACAGCUGCAGCCGCACAAAGAAAAAGUAUUAACACUUUGGAUUCUGGUUUUGUUUCAAUUGCUCAAGACAAUCGCAAUAGUCUUAGUUCAAUGCAUAGACAUGAAAGAGUUACUAAGUCAUCUAAUAGAUCACACAUUACUCUCGGUGACACAUCAAUAACGUCAAAUAUUAGCCACUAUAAAAACGAAUACAAGCCAAGAGUGACUGGACCAUGUCCAGUACCUUUAAUUGAAAGAAAUCAAGCCCCCUUUAAGCACACAAGAGAUACAAAAUCUCAUAAAUUUUAUAAAUACACAAGCACCACUGAAGGGGAUCGAAAAUGAUAAUUGUUUUUUUUUAUGGCAGAAACAAAUGAUUCAUAUAACGCCUAAGAAGAAAAAAUUCCUAAUAUUCGUAUAAAACUAAUUUUAUUAUAUUAUUUUUACCUACAAUUAUGUAUCCUAUCUUUAUAAAUUUUAUAAUUUUCUAUAAUUAAUUUAAUAUUUUUAUUGAAACCUCUUUUGCAUAAUUUUAAACAUUGACUUAACGAUGUAAAUUAGGUGAUUAUAAUUUUAAUUUUAGACAAAUAUUAUUAUAUAAAUAUUGAUUUUACCAAACAA
This is a messenger RNA of Daktulosphaira vitifoliae (grape phylloxera), 10328 nucleotides long. It is a transcript of the gene Sdb, whose product is annotated as titin. The coding region runs from base 168 to 10052 and encodes 3294 amino acids. The transcript is spliced from 8 exons. Gene Ontology annotation, biological process: microtubule anchoring. The record is from RefSeq and is a predicted model, not a curated record. Gene Ontology annotation, molecular function: microtubule binding. Gene Ontology annotation, cellular component: centriole; sperm flagellum; axonemal microtubule. Lineage: Eukaryota; Metazoa; Arthropoda; Insecta; Hemiptera; Phylloxeridae.